GGCCCCUGAGGACCUCUGUGAGGAGCUGUGAUAAGGGACGAGGAGGCCCUUAUCUGAAACCUCUGCUAAGGUUUCAGUCUGUGACUACCGCUUGCCACUGUCAACAUGAAGGCACUGAGCAGAGGGGCAGGUCACAAAGUCACCAUGUCAACCUCCCUGUCCAUCAUAACCCCAGGGCAUUGGGGGAAGGAUUAUACAGGCAAUGAGAGGCAGGGGGCCCUAGAGCAGCUACAUCUGUGUUCUGAGUUCACCCAGUAGAGAGCAUCGGUGAGCAUCGGUGAGAGGACACAAGGGCUCUUUGCCCUAAGUGCAGGCGGAGGCCGCAGAGAAGGAAGUCAGGUGGCUAGAACUCAGCCUGCAGAGACCCUGGCCCGAAGUCCCCCUGUGUAUCAGCCUUACAGGAUCAGCCAAGAGAAUGCAAGAGCAUAGUCCCCGGGUGUCCCAUUCGGUGCACCUGCUGCUUCUAUUGUCCAUGGUACCUGCUGUAGUCCACAGUUUCCUGUACCCUCAAUCUGACCAAAGCUCCUAUCGGAAGGACUCUGACAUCUCCGGUGUUUAUGAAGACUGGAUGGCGAGGAAGACUAUGGAGGAAAUGGAGGAGGAGGUUCUGCAGUACUGUGAUGGUGACUUUGACGUCUACUUCAUCUUUGACAAGUCCAAGGCCGUGAAGGAGUGGGCUGACUUGUUCACAGCCUGGGAAGACAUGGUGGAGAAAUACUUGAACCCCAAACUGCGGAUGUCCUUCAUUCUCUUUGAUACCGUAGCCACAGUCAAUAUGCCACUCACCGCAGACAGGCAUGAGAUCCGCAAUGAGCUCACCCGAGUGGAGACUCUUCAGAUCCACGGACCAACAAUGGUGAACAAAGCACUGGAAAAGGCGAAUGAACAGAUUGAAAAGGCCAACUCGGGAGCCACUAAGAGAACAAGUCUGAUCAUCACUGUGAUCUGGGGUAUGACGUCAUUAAGAGUGUGGCAGGCGUUCAAGAGGGAGGCUGAUAAAGCUCGGAGCAUGGGGGCAUAUGUUUACUGUGUUGGCAUGGACUUCUAUGACAGAAAUAAGCUGGAGGAAAUUGCAGACAGCAAAGAAACGGUGUUCGUUGUAGAAGGCCCAUCUAAGCUGUUCCAUGAGUUAGUAGACCAUAUUGGAACACUGACCUGCCUUGAACUCAGAUACGUUGAGCCCCCCGUUCUUUGCAUAGAAGAAAAUAGCCCAGUCAUCUUAAGAGGAUAUGGCUUUCAUAAUGCAAAGAGCCUCAACCAAAUCAUCUGCAGAUUCAAGUUCAGUGACUCCAAGGUCAUCAAUAAAAAUCCAAUUGAUAAGAACUUCACUGUCAUUAUUUGCCCUAGACCAGAGAUAGAGGAGCCUGGAGAGACCAUCCAAGUCGAAGUUAGCCUGAACAAUGGGAGAGACUUCCUUGCCCACAGCAUCAGUGUGAAUACAUCCUACUGUAGACCCCCACCAACGAGCACUACUGUCAUUCCUAAGACUUCUACCCUACCCCCAACGACGACUCCAGAAACUUCACCAACAACCUCCACCCCAGAAACUACUAUCCCAACAACUACUCCUGCCCCCACUACCACACCCCCUCCUCCCCCUCCUCCCCCUCCUCCCCCUCCUCCCCCGCCUCGUCCUCCCCCUCCUCCUCCCCCUCCUCCUCCCCCUCCACCAGCACCUUCUCUGCCUCCAUCCCCUCCUCCUCCUCCUCCACCACCUCCUCCCCCACCACCACCACCUCCCCCUCCAACUCUUCGUCCAACAUCCCCUGUGCCUCCACCGCUGGCCCCUGUCCCGCCACCAGCUGAGCCAAGCAAGGAAGUUUUGCUCAGCACUGUGGUGCUGCUGCUGCUGCUGCUUCCCGUGUUGCUGUGGUGGAUCUGGUGGCUGUGCUGCAGACGGCCUCCCAAGGCACUGCCGGCACCUGCACCACAGCCGAAGCCCAGAGAGAAGAAGCAGCGCCCCUCUCCAGUGUCCCAGCCAGCACCUGCACCACCACCGCCACCAGUGAGCCUGCCCCCUACUGUGAUCAUCUGCUGCUGUGCCUGCUGCCACGUGUGUGUGAGCAGAGGCACAGAGGGCACUGUGACCGUGUGCAACUUCAACCCCCUAAGCUGCCACCAGUUGCCACAGAUGUGGUCUCAGCCUAAUCACCUGGGGCAGCACAUCAACCUUGACCUCCUGAAGGCCCUCUGUUCUCAUGCUUCCUGCACCUCGAAGGCCAGCUCACCCCCGAGCCGGGAGUGUCUGCCCCUGACCUGUCCUCAGUGCCAUCAUCUCCUGGACCACUGUUCCCAGCCACUUCCUUUGCUCCCCGCCCCUACCCAGGUGUCUUCCAGAGCCUCAGUGUCACUCCCUCCCAUGUAGCAGACCUCUCAGACAGCCCAGAGCCAAAACUGAGAGGGCUUUGCUUCUAAUCUGGACCUAUGCAUUUGAUCUUGAAUUUUAAUUUUAAAUAAAAAUGGAAUUUGCUGCUUA
Molecule: messenger RNA, 2476 nt
Organism: Mesocricetus auratus (golden hamster)
Lineage: Eukaryota; Metazoa; Chordata; Mammalia; Rodentia; Cricetidae
Product: anthrax toxin receptor-like
Exons: 17
Coding region: 416-2365 (649 amino acids)
Cellular component (GO): membrane
Molecular function (GO): signaling receptor activity
Source: RefSeq, a predicted model, not a curated record